AUGACUAUGACCGACAACCCUGGCCACGCCCGUCUUCCUUCCACAGCAUCCACUCGAGCUGCACCUGCCGCCAUGUCAUCGUCGAGCCCGUGGGUCUUCGACACCAAAAAACGAAACAGACUACUGAAAAGAUAUCGGACUCAAGUGGCGUCAGCUACCUCGACCGUCUUUGCUACAUUGGCUGUGACGCCUUUGGAGAACAUUAAAACUCGAAUGCAGACGCAUAACUUUCGCAAUCUAACCGAAUGUGCUAAAUACAUAUGGCGUACAGAAGGAUUUCGUGGCUAUACUUCUGGCUUUCUGCCUCCUCUUAUGAGCGUCACGUUUGUGCGAGUAGUCAGCUUCAGCACAUAUCAAAACGUCAAAUAUCAAAUAUCGGAUGAGUGGGAACGCAUCACCGGUGUUUCUCCUUUGUUAUCCUAUAACGAGCCUGGAAGUAUUCCCAACUUGGCGACGAUUACUACUUUCACUGUAGCGGGCAUGUGCGCUGGCCUUGCGGCGUCUCCAUUUGCAUGCCCAUUUGAACUCGCCAAGAAUGUUGUGCAAACCUCGGUUCUCAUGUCGUACCGAUCCCAAGCCUCACCCGAUGCUGUGCGCGAUCCUCGAGUCCGUCAUUUACCACGGCUUGGCACCAUCCAAGCUUUCCGGCAGAUCAUCAGCCGCCAUGGCUUCCGUGGACUAUACACCGGCUAUCAUCUUCAUGCUAUACGCGAUACCAUUGGCACCGGGAUGUACUUUGGGAUCUACGAAACGGUCAAGCAGAUUAUUGCUAAGGAGAUGGGCAAACCAGCCCAAUCUCCAUUUGGACCUCCUUUGGUAGCCGGCGCUCUAUGUGGGACGAUACCGUGGUUGGUAACUUACUCUCUUGAUACCCGCAAGACACGUGCCCAAAGUAUUCUGCUGGGAAGGAGCAAAGAGAUUGGCGAGGCAUCAUCUGCAGUGGCUCGGUCCAGUAUGUACAAGGGUCUCUCAGUCUCGCUGAUGCGCACCAGUAUUCAGAACAUGAUCCUCUUCAGUAUCUUUGAGUUUACCAAGUCUAGGAUCAACGGGCUUGAAGUUUGA
Talaromyces rugulosus is the source of this 1062-nucleotide messenger RNA. RefSeq lists its product as uncharacterized. Lineage: Eukaryota; Fungi; Ascomycota; Eurotiomycetes; Eurotiales; Trichocomaceae. Gene Ontology annotation, molecular function: transmembrane transporter activity. The transcript has 6 exons. The record is from RefSeq and is a predicted model, not a curated record. Gene Ontology annotation, biological process: transport. Bases 1 to 1062 code for a protein of 353 amino acids.